AUGUCAUCAUCGAAGCUGACCUUUGUCUUGAUUAUUAUCGUUGUAUAUCUUUAUACUUCUACUUUUGCAGAGAAUGAAUUGUCACAAAAUUAUUCGGAAAAUGAUACCAGUGAAGAUAUUAAUCAGAAUAUAACUACGGAGCCAAUUGAAUUAAUCACAAAAUUAAUUAUUAUUAUUAUAAAAGAGUUGGAAAUGAAUGGAAAAACUGAAAAUGGAACAAAAUUGGGAAUGCCAGAAGGAACUGAAAAUGACAGAGAAAUUGAAAUGAAUGAAAAUUUUGGAAAUGAAACAAUAAGAAUGUAUGAAGAUCAUGAAAUGAAUUUAACAAAUUUGGUAAAGCCAAUUAUUCGUGAUGUAAUUAUUGAAAUAAAAAAGCAAUUAGCUAAAAAAGAACCAGCACUUAGCUUAUUUGGUGCUAUUCAACGUGUCACCGGUGACUUUUGGAUUACUUUUGUUAAUACAGUUAAAACAAUUAAUAACUUUUUUGAUGCGUUAUUUGCACCACUUUUAAUACCAUUGCAACCAAAGCUAACUGAAAAUUAA
Messenger RNA from Brugia pahangi, 543 nucleotides. The record is from the annotation of a GenBank genome assembly. Lineage: Eukaryota; Metazoa; Nematoda; Chromadorea; Rhabditida; Onchocercidae.